AUGAAGUGGUUCAUGUGUCUCACAAAAAAUAAAAUAGGGGAAGUCAUGAUAACUAAAAUAAAUCAAAUUCCUCUGUGUCCAAAGAAGGAAGUGAGAGCAGCUGGAUGGCACAGUUGUGAUAUAAAGUUAGUGUGAUCGCAAAUGCAUGACUACGAUAAUGUUUUGUUUAUUUAGACCCUUUGACACACAGCAACAUACAGCUUAGGUGAGAAUUGCUGAUGCCACAAGACAUGGUCAGACCCUGAGAAGACGAGAUGGAUGCUUUGAAAUGGCCUCUGUUCUUUCUGUGGUUCUGCGUUAAAGUUGUUCAUCAGACUGAAGGCUCGUCUUGGACCAUCAACCUGCCUUCCUCAGUAAAAGGUCUCCCCGGAUACUGUGUGGUGAUUCCCUGCUCAUUUAACUACCCAGACCCCGAGAGGAGGAUCAAUAAAUACACUGGGAUUUGGAUGGAGCAAGCAGGUCAUGCCAUCUAUCACCCAGUUGAGUCAGAAAUUCUGCAGGAGUAUCGGAGUCGGACAGAGCUGCUGGGAGACGUCACACAGAAGAACUGUUCACUGAAGAUCGAUUCCCUCAAACAAAGUGACCAAGGGCCUUUUUUUUUCAGGAUUGAUUUGGAAAACUAUGACAAGUUUUCUUACAAAGAAAAGACAGUCACCAUUACAAUGAUUAGUGGACUUGACAUCAAUAUUUCUAUGCAAGAGGAAGUAGUGGAGGGUCAAACUGUUCAGGCGUCCUGCUCUGUGUCUCCCAUCUGUCCCACCUCUCCCCCUGUCUUCAGCUGGAGUCACUCUGGAAAGCAGCAUUCACAUUCACAGCAGCUUGGAGAUGGUCAGUGGGUGUCAACAGCUACUCUGACCUUUCACCCUACCAGACCUGAUCACAACAAGCCUUUACUAUGCACUGUGAGAUACAAGGGAGGGCAGCAGGAAAUAUCCAAAGUCCUCAAAGUAAAUUACGCCCCAGUGAAUGUGAAGGUUACGUACAAGUCUGAUGUAAAGGAGGGAGAAGCUGUGCAGCUCAAUUGCUCCAGCAAUGCUCACCCUCCUGCCAGCAGCUAUGAGUGGUACAAUGAAACUGGUACUCAGCUUCAUCGGGGAAACCUCUACACGUUGCGAAAUGUGUCCAGGCACACAGGUGCAUUGUACUGUACUGCCACCAACAAACGAGGACAAGGCAAGUCAAGCCUUGUGCAGCUCAGAGUGUUAUAUGCCCCUGAGAUUGAGGAUGUCUCCUCCUGCUCCUUACAUGGGGAUGUGGUAAAGUGUAUGUGCUUUGUGACGUCCUGGCCUCCCAGCAUGGUCAGUUUUGUGCUUUCUGACAGAGUCCUGCCUGUCACCACGAUAAAGAGACAUGGAGCUAUUACCACUGGGACAGUGCAGAUGGACUUUGGAUCUUCUGAGUUUGUCCGCUGUCUGGCAAACAACACCGUGGGCAAUGCCAGCAUCUCACUCUCUUUACCUGUCAAAGGUAAGAUGCAGAAUCUGUACAUCGCCAUCGGAGCAGGUGUGGGUUUGGUGAUACUUUUAAUAACAGUGGGAUUUGUUAUAAAAUGGCGGACACCUGGAAACACGGCAACACCUCACAUGAGUGCUAUGGAGGCAACCAAAACUGAAGAGCGCUCCCAGUGUGCUACGAUGAAAAGAAAACAGAUGGACUGCGAUGAUGAAAAGUAUCAGUAUCAUACCACUGAUCACAUAUACGGCAACAUGGAGACUGACUUGGAUGAUGCUAUAUAUGCCAAUAUGUAACAUCGUUGAAUCCACUGGUGCAGCUGCAGGUCUUCAUGUUGUCCAGAUGAUGUGGGUCAAGACAAUGAUGGAUAAAUAAAUAAAUAAAUACUGCUGUAUCUGCUAUUUCCUGUAUUCUGUUAUGACACAAGUGUUAUUUUUGUGUAUGCUGCAGUUCACAUGCUACUUUUUCCAAAGAAAGUUGCUUGUGUCUUAAAAUGACUUUGUGAUCACUGCACCUGUGUUUGCAGUUAUGCUUUUGAACUUUUUCUGACUUUUUGUCUGACCAGCUGGGAAGUUUGGGAGAUGAGGUUUCAUUCUCUUCAUUAAAAAUAUACUAGGCACUAA
Molecule: messenger RNA, 2075 nt
Organism: Toxotes jaculatrix (banded archerfish)
Lineage: Eukaryota; Metazoa; Chordata; Actinopteri; Toxotidae
Product: Schwann cell myelin protein-like
Exons: 10
Coding region: 255-1748 (497 amino acids)
Source: RefSeq, a predicted model, not a curated record